GCUUACGGAAUCGUGUCGUUCCUCUUUGUCGUUGCCUCCAUUGCCGGGUUCUGUCUGGAAACCAUUCCGGAGCUGAGGCCCAAGGUGUCCUACAACAUAUCCAGCGCCUCCUGUAACGGCGAGACGAAGACGAUCCAGGUGGUCAUGGCCUCUAACACGGCCCUCAACGUCCUGGACUUUAUCUGCACCGUGUUCUUCACGCUAGAGCUCGUGCUUCGCUUCGUGGUGAGUCCCGAGAAACUGCGCUUUGUCCGGAACCCGAUGAACAUCAUAGACCUUCUGGCUCUGGUCCCUCUCUACGUUCAAGUUAUAUUUGAACAAUCCGAGCUCCAGGCAUGCUACAUCAACGAGCGGUUCGUCAUCGAGAUCAUGUUCAUUCUCCGCAUCUUUCGAAUGUUCCGGAUCUUCCAUCUGGUGAAGCACUACCAGGCCCUGAAAGUUCUUGUCUACGCGCUGAUGGCCAGUCUCCAGGAACUGCUCAUGCUUUUCAUCUUCCUCCUCAUCGGAAUGCUCAUCUUCUCCACCAUGAUUUACUACGCCGAGAGAAACGACAGCGCCAGACCUGACUCUGAGUUCAAUACGAUUCCCAUAGGGUUCUGGUGGGCUAUCAUCACCAUGACGACGGUGGGCUAUGGAGACGUGACGCCCUCCACGCCGGUGGGUUACAUUGUGGGCUCCGCUUGUUCCAUCUGUGGCGUCCUGCUGCUGGCUCUCACCAUCCCCGUCAUCUCCAACAACUUUACCUUGUUCUACGAGCACGUCCGCUCUCGCUCCACCUCUCCUCGGAAAAAGGAGGAGGUGGAGGAGGAGGGCGAGGAGGAGGUUGCGGGGGACGGGAGCGAGGCGAGUCGGGAUCAUCCCACUGACUACGGCGCUCUCAAAAUGCACAACUUGUCCACGUCCUCGGGCGCUGCCGCUAACGGCUUCUCUAGCACCGUCAUGAACGGUCGCGCCAAAAUCAAGGACGCGCAGGGAGAGGCACCCAGCAUAAAACCGAAAUACUACGUGCCCAUAGCCAAGUUCAGUGACACGUCAUCAAUGACGGACAUCAUCUUCCAGGAACCCACCGAUGACCUCAUUGCCAUCAAAGCAGCCACACCUAAGAUACAUAGGGAAAGACUCCGGUUCAAAGAUUUUGAUUCGUCCCCAGAGAGCAGUCCUCAAAACUUAUAAAGACGGAAAA
Messenger RNA from Aplysia californica (California sea hare), 1183 nucleotides. RefSeq names its product potassium voltage-gated channel protein Shaw. Gene Ontology annotation, cellular component: voltage-gated potassium channel complex; membrane. Gene Ontology annotation, biological process: protein homooligomerization; potassium ion transmembrane transport. NCBI's taxonomy places the organism in Eukaryota, Metazoa, Mollusca, Gastropoda, Aplysiida, Aplysiidae. The record is from RefSeq and is a predicted model, not a curated record. Gene Ontology annotation, molecular function: protein binding; delayed rectifier potassium channel activity.